CCUCCUGAGGACAAGAGCCAUGUGGUUCAUCUCUGCAUCCUUCGUGUCCCCAACGCAGCAGUCCCCGCACUCAUUCUCCGGGAGGAACCAAGACCCAGGGAUCCAAGAGCUGCGGUAUUCGGGGUCCCCUCCAGCGAAAAGCAGGGAACCAUAGAGACGCGGCUUCCUAGAGAGCUGGGGAUGGGCAGGGUGGGUGUGGUGAGAGGCCGGAAGUUGUGGUACCGGGUACCCGCGGGUCCUCCAUUAUUCCGAGUCUCGGCUGCUGUCGCGUCCUGAUCUCGAGUCAUCUCCCAGCGUCCCGGCGCCUUGGCGACCGUCGCACGAGCCGGAGCCGCCUCGGGAGCUCCGGUGCUGAAUAAUAUUCCAUUGUCUGAAUGUGCCACCAUUUAGUCACCUGCCAAAGGACAUCUGGGACACUUCUAGGUGUUGGCAAUUACAAAUAAAUUACAGCGAACAUCCGUGUGCAGGUUUCUGUGAGGACAUUUGUUUUCAGCUCCUUCGAGUAAAUGCCAAGGGGUACAGCCGCUAAAGAAUGUGGUUAAGAAGCUGAGACUCGGAGAUGAGGUGACUUGUGCAGCAUCACACAGGACCAGCCAGGAUGCCCGUGGUUGGAGUACGAGGUCUCGUGGAUGACGUCCUCCGAGCACUGAAGGAGAAGUCGGGCAAGGAUUGAGGGGCCCGGGGAGGAGGCCCUCUUGCAUGACGACAAUGACAAGAGAAAACUGGGCCCCCAGUGCUCUGAGACAAGAGGGUCUCGUUAAAGGGAAGGAUGACGUCUGGAAAUGGGGAACCAGCUUCCAAGGGAGCAACUCCUCCGUGUGGGAGACCUCCCACCUGCACUUUAGACAGUUACGGUACCACGAGACGUCCGGGCCCCAGGAGGCGCUGAGCCGCCUGCGGGAGCUCUGCCGCCGGUGGCUGAGGCCGGAAGCGCGCACCAAGGCCCAGAUCCUGGAGCUGCUGGUGCUGGAGCAGUUCCUGAGCAUCCUGCCGGGGGAGAUUCGGACCUGGGUGCAGAUCCACCGGCCCGGGAGUGGCGAGGAGGCCGUGGCCCUGGUGGAGGAGCUGCAGAAAGACCUCGAGGGACCGGCCCUAAAAGUUCCAGUCCUCAUCCUGGACCAGGACCCUCCCCAGCGGGGCACGAGCAGUCCAGGAGCAGCACUUCCUCAGGCGCCCACUGGGGGCCGCACAGCAGCCGGAGUUUGCCCAGAUCCUCCUCCUGACCCAGCGGUGGUCAGCCCCCAGGAUCCUCCGCAUGAUGCUCCUGCCCCUGAAGCUUCUGCCCUUUUCCAGGAAGAGAACCCAAGAAACCAAUUAAUGGCACUCAUGCUCCUAACAGCCCAGCCCCAGGAGUUGGUGCUGUUUGAAGAGGUGUCUGUGUGCUUCACUGCAGAGGAGUGGGCGUGUCUGGGACCCAUCCAGAGGGCCUUGUACUGGGACGUGAUGCUGGAGAAUUAUGGAAGUGUGACCUCCCUGGAAUGGGAGACCAUGACUGAGGGUGACGAGGUGACAUCACAGCCAAGCGCAUCGCAGAGAGUAGACUCCCAGAAAGGAGCAUCGAAAAGACUUCAGGGCGGCAUUCCCCAGGUCCUCGAGUGUGAGAAAGAGUGCGGGUGGCCACUGUCGGCAAGUCGGUGGGAAAAGGGGUCGCGGGAACGAGACACACCGAAGAACGGCGUCCUCCGUGCCCGGGACAAGAGGAAAAGGACUCUGCCGGGGAAGCGAGGCCGAAAGGGGAAGGACCUCGGAGAAGACUUAACGUCAGGCUCAGCUCCCUCUGAAAGUCUAAUGGGUGCCGAAGCAAGGAAGUUUUAUAAAUGCGAUAUAUGUUGUAAACAUUUCAAUAAAAUCUCCCAUCUUAUAAACCACCGGAGAAUCCACACUGGCGAGAAACCUCAUAAGUGUAAGGAGUGUGGAAAAGGCUUUAUUCAGCGCUCAAGCCUGCUCAUGCACUUGCGGAACCACUCUGGGGAGAAGCCUUAUACGUGUAACGAAUGUGGGAAGGCCUUCUCCCAAAGCGCUUACCUUCUAAACCACCAGAGAAUCCACACCGGGGAGAAGCCGUACAAGUGCAAGGAGUGUGGGAAGGGCUUCUACAGGCACUCGGGCCUGAUCAUCCACCUGAGGCGCCACUCCGGAGAGAGACCUUACAAAUGCGACGAGUGUGGGAAAGUUUUCUCUCAGAACGCUUACCUCGUCGACCACCAGAGGCUCCACAAAGGCGAAGAGCCUUAUAAGUGUAACAAGUGUCAGAAAGCUUUUGUCCUGAAGAAGAGCCUCAUUCUGCACCAGAGAAUCCACUCCGGGGAAAAACCCUACAAGUGUGAUGAAUGUGGGAAAACCUUCGCCCAGACCGCGUACCUCGUGGACCACCAGCGACUCCACAGUGCAGAGAACCCAUACAAGUGUAAGGAAUGUGGGAAGGUGUUCAUUCGGAGCAAGAGCCUCCUUUUGCACCAGAGAGUACACACAGAAAAGAAGACCUUCGGUUGUAAAAAAUGCGGGAAGGUUUUCGGUUCUAAGUCAAGCCUCAUUGACCAUAAGAGGAUGCACAGCAGAGAGAAGCCCUACAAGUGCACCGACUGCGGGAAAGCCUUCACCCAGAGCGCUUACCUCUUUGACCACCAGAGACUCCACAACGGGGAGAAGCCCUACGAAUGCAAUGAAUGUGGGAAAGUUUUCAUUCUUAAAAAGAGCCUCAUUUUACAUCAGAGGUUCCACACUGGAGAGAACCUCUAUGAAUGUAAAGAUUGCGGCAAGGUCUUUGGUUCCAACAGAAACCUGAUUGACCACGAGAGACUCCACAACGGGGAGAAGCCCUAUGAAUGUCGCGAGUGUGGGAAAACCUUCAUUAUGAGCAAGAGUUUCAUGGUCCAUCAGAAACUCCAUACGCAGGAAAAAGCCUACAAAUGUGAGGACUGUGGGAAGGCUUUCAGUUACAAUUCCAGCCUGCUGGUGCAUCGGAGAAUCCACACCGGGGAGAAGCCCUUUGAGUGCCGUGAGUGUGGAAGAGCUUUCAGUUCCAACAGGAACCUCAUUGAGCAUAAGAGAAUCCACAGUGGCGAGAAGCCCUAUGAGUGUAACGAGUGUGGCAAAUGCUUCAUUCUGAAGAAAAGCCUCAUUGGACAUCAGAGGAUUCACACAAGGGAAAAAUCUUACAAGUGCAGCGACUGUGGGAAAGUCUUCAGUUACCGCUCAAACCUUAUAGCCCAUCAGAGAAUCCACACUGGCGAGAAGCCCUACGCGUGUAACGAGUGUGGGAAGGGCUUUACGUACAACAGAAAUCUUAUUGAACAUCAAAGAAUUCACAGUGGGGAGAAAACCUAUGAGUGCCAUAUAUGUAGAAAAGUCCUUACCUCUAGUAGAAAUCUUAUGGUACAUCAAAGAAUCCACACUGGAGAGAAACCUUAUAAAUGUAGUGAGUGUGGAAAAGACUUCAGUCAGAAUAAGAAUCUUGUCGUUCACCAGAGAAUGCACACUGGGGAAAAGCCAUAUGAGUGUGAGAAGUGUAGUAAAUCUUUCACGUCUAAGAGGAAUUUAGUUGGCCACCAGAGAAUCCACACAGGGGAGAAACCAUAUGGGUGUAAUGAUUGUAGUAAAGUUUUUAGGCAAAGAAAAAACCUUACUGUGCAUCAGAAAAUUCAUACAGUUGAAAAACUCUGUGAAUGUGAUGAGUCUGAAAAAGAAUUCAAUCAGACUUCAAACCUUCAUCUUCAACAAAAAGUCCAUGCUGUGGAAGAAUUCUCUUGGCCUCACAAUGCCAAUGAGCUGAGCCCAAGAUAGAGAUUCAGAAAAUCUAGUGUCAUAGGUAAAAGGGAAUACAAUUUCUGCCUAUUUAAGUAACUGCUGGAGAAAUGGCAGUUCUCAAUAGGAAGAAAUGUGAUUGCCUCUUUUAUAUUCAAGUAAGUUGCAUGUGGAAGAAAGUUAUUCUAGACUUUCAAGACUACAAAAACAAACCAAGUUCUAGUUGAAGGAUAUUCUGUUCCAAAUCAUUUGUUAGGACCUAGAAAGAGACCUUAGAGCAAUUGAGGACUGAAGAAAUUGGGUGUAUGGCUUAUUAAGAAGUAAUGAUAUUGUAAACGAUAGCAAAAAUAUCUUUGUAUUAAGAAGUGGAAGUUGUUUCUGAAAAUGUGUAUAGUACACAUUUUAAAGAUAGAAUCACUGCUGCAGAAAGUCUAAAUAGAUAGCAGAUUGAGACAUGUUGGACAUGGAGUUGGGUGAGCCAGAGUCUGGGGUUUAGCCCUGGCCAGGUAGCUCAGUUGGUUAGAGCAUCAUCCUGAUGUGCCAAGGUUGUGGGUUCAAUCCCUGGUCAGGGCACAUAUAAGAAUCAACCAGUGAAUGCAUAAAUAAUGGAAACAACAAAAAUCUCUGCCUCUGUCUCCCUUUUCCUCUGUCUUAAAAAAAAUCAAUUAAAAAAGAGGCUUUAUUUAAAAAAAAAAGAGUCUGUUGUUUGAGGAUAACUUCAGAAGAGCACUGGAUUUGGAAUCAGAAGACCAGGGUUUAGGUCCCGGCUCCUUCUCUUGCGAACUGUGUGUUGUUACUAAGUCAGCUUCAGCUUCUCUGUCAGUCAAACACUGACAUGAUGCCUACCUCACAGGGUUGUUAUGAGGAUUAAGUGAUCUUUGUGAAAUCAUUUUGUUGUCAGUGAAAUUGGAUAAAAGAGGUCUAAUCAAAGUCUAGAACGUGGCAUAAUGUAAUGUUUGUUCAGACUGUGAAACUCAAAAUGUAUCCACUUUGAUAGUAGGGGAAGUGUGGUGGGGCAGCUAACUGGAAUUGAGCACUCUUAAGAGGACUUUAAAAAUACAGCUUUAAAAAUGUUUAAGCGAACUCAUAGAUUAUAUGCCUAGUUUGUUUUUAUGUAACAACACUGGCUUACUGUGGGAAAACAGUAUGUACAGCCAUCAACACUGACACCAAGGCAAAGAGUUUCUUUCCAACCUUUGAAUUUGAAACCUAGUGGGUGUAGAGUGUCAGGUUGGAAGAACAGUCCUGUGUCACUUCCCUUGUUCAUGGGGAAAAGCCCUUACCUCCCCCACCCUUGAGCUGAUUAUCCCUGCCACUGUCAUUCGCAGUUCUGAUCACCACAUUGCCAUUGUCGUGGCUGACACGAGAUAGCGUGCGACUCCAGAAACAGCCUUCUGUCCCAGCUCUCAGCAGCGUGAGUUCUUCACGCAGCCGAGCCCUUCGGGCUCGCGUUAAACCCAUGCAGAACCCCCCUCUGGGCAGUCAGGCCCAUUAUUCCCUAAACCAGCCAUUCCUUCCGUCUUCCCUUUUGUACACCUGUGAAAUGAGUUCAGCCUGUAUUCUUGAGUUGGUAACUUGAUGUUGUGGUUCUCUUUUAUGUUGUACUUCUCCAAACUUCAGGUCUGCAGCCGGACUAUUAAUACCUGAACAUCAGGAUUGUGUUUUCUAACACCAGUAAGUGUGGAAGUGGUGUGUUGAUUGUAAUAAGUGUUAUUCCUUCAACCCCAGAGCUCCAUGAGGGCUGGUUCCUCAUCAGAAUGAAAGAUACCGAAGAGUGGAAACUGGCAGGAGCCCGAGGCUAAAAGUGUGGCCACCUGGCUAAGAGCCAAGCUGCAGCUUCCCCUGGACAAACGCCGUUAUUUCCUGGAGCCUGAGUCCCUUCCCUGUAAAUCAGGAGGGAGACCGUCUACCUCACCGAGUCGUUAGGAGGUACUGGGUGUGAAAACGCUUCACAUCCACGCUGCAGAAGGAAGAUCACCCCAGAUCACGUAAUGGGUACUAGAGGAAUCAUGGACUUGAACAAUGGAGAGAGCUAGUGUUUACCGCUUAACCAAUUAAAGUGCAACGGCAAUACCCUGAAUUCUGGGGCUCGGCUGGGUGUCGUUCUGCCAAGCAAAAGGCCGCUGGUUUGAUUCCCGUCGGGGCACCUGCCUGGGUUGCGGAUUUGGUCCCGGGGUCAGGGCAUGUGUGAGAGGCAGCUGAUCAAUGUUUCCCUCUCACAUGUAUGUCUGUCUUCCUUUCUCCUGCCCUUCCCCCCCCUAAAAAUCUUUUCUAGGAAAUGCAAUAUCACUAAGGCUGAAACCGCUCACAUACUGUACCUCCUCAUGUGAUGCAAUAAGUCAAAGGUACAACCUGAACUCAGGUUUCUUGGAUCCCAGCUUCCAGGAAACACAAGAGGCAGAAGAACAAGAUAAAUGACACCACGAGAUAAAAUUCAGAACAUGGGAUACAGGGAUACUGUAUACAAAAAACUGCAUUCUUCAAAAAGAUAUGAUGAUGGAAAGGGGAGGGGUGAUCAUCUUUGAAGCUUGAAUACUGAGAGUUCAUUGUACUGCUCUCUGCUUUUAUGUAUGUAUGAAAUGUAACAGUGGAAGGUAUACAGAGUGGAUGAGGAGGUUCUUUCUAAAAGGUACUAAAGAGCCAUAAGAUGCUAAGUCAGAAAUAGACGCACACGAAUGCCCAGUUGAUUUUUGACAAAGAUGCCAAAUGAAAUCGGUCAAGGAGGGCCUUCUCAGCAAAUGCUGCCGAAGCAAUUAGAUAUCCAUAGGCCAAAAAAUGAAAAAAUCGUGAACUAAGUCUAAGCAAAAAACUCAGAUUUGUAUAAAAAAAAACAUGUUCUAUAAAAGGAAAAAAUGAUAAAUUGGAUCUUACCAAAAUUAUUUGCUUUUCAAAAGACUCUUUUAGGAGGAUUUAAAGACAUUACAGAAGGGAAAGAAAUAUUUACAAAUCAUAUCUCCAUACAGGGUUUCUAUCUAGACUGUAUAAAGAAUUCUCCAAACUCAGUCAUAAAUAGAUUUAAUUAGAAAAUGAGCAAAAAAUCAGACAUUUCACCAAAGUAUAGAUGACAAGCAGAUGAAAAGAUGUUCAGCAUUAUUAGCCAUUAGGGAAAUGCAAGUUAAAAAUAACCACAGAAUAGCUUUUAAAAAAAGUGUGUUAACACCAAAUGCUGGCAAGGAUGUGGAGAAACUGGAUCUCUCAUUUGCCAGCAAUGUGAAAGGGCACGGCCAUUCUGGAAAAUAGUUUGGCCGUUUUCUUCCCAGUACUUACCCUCCUGAGCAUCACCCUCCAGAGAAAUGAAAACUUACAUUCACAUGAAAACCUGUACAUGACUGUUCAUAGCAAUUUUAUCCGUGGUUAAAAUUUGUAAGUAACCCAGAUAUCCUUCAGCAGGCAGUGGUAACACACUGGUAGAGCUGUACCAUGAACAUGUCCUGCUCUGCAAUAAACUGGGAUGCUCUGCCGUACCUCCGGUCCCUCAAGUGAAUCGCCAGAGAAUCACGCUGAGUGAGAAAUUCAAAAGGUCGAAUAUGAUUUCAUUUAUACAAUUUUCUAAAAUGACAAAACUAUGGAGGUAAAAAACCGUUGU
This is a messenger RNA of Phyllostomus hastatus (greater spear-nosed bat), 7330 nucleotides long. Its product is annotated as zinc finger protein 197. Lineage: Eukaryota; Metazoa; Chordata; Mammalia; Chiroptera; Phyllostomidae. Gene Ontology annotation, molecular function: RNA polymerase II cis-regulatory region sequence-specific DNA binding; DNA-binding transcription factor activity, RNA polymerase II-specific. Bases 700 to 3783 code for a protein of 1027 amino acids. The record is from RefSeq and is a predicted model, not a curated record. Gene Ontology annotation, biological process: regulation of transcription by RNA polymerase II. The transcript is spliced from 8 exons.